Molecule: messenger RNA, 886 nt
Organism: Salvia splendens (bonfire salvia)
Lineage: Eukaryota; Viridiplantae; Streptophyta; Magnoliopsida; Lamiales; Lamiaceae
Product: ethylene-responsive transcription factor 2
Exons: 1
Coding region: 175-771 (198 amino acids)
Biological process (GO): regulation of DNA-templated transcription; ethylene-activated signaling pathway
Molecular function (GO): DNA-binding transcription factor activity; DNA binding
Source: RefSeq, a predicted model, not a curated record
GAAUUAUACUUUAACAUUCCUGAUUUCCCACGGGUGCUUCAUUUCCCCAUCCUGUCUAUAUAUACCUCACCUUCAUUCUCUGCCCAAAAACAAUUAAAAAAAAAGAAUUUUCUCCCUUCACCAAUCCUCCUAAUCUCCCAAUUAGCCUACCAAAUUCAUCUCAAUUGAAACCAAAUGGCGGAAUUUCCGUCAAGUUUCACCAGCCUCAUGCCCUGCUUAACGGACACAUGGGGCGAUUUGCCGUUAAAAACGGACGACUCCGAAGACAUGGUCAUAUACGGCCUUUUGCACGACGCCGUUAGUAACGGCUGGACGCCGUUCAGCUUGGUCAAAGCCGAGCCGAUGGUCAUCGCCCCUCCGGCCGCGGCCAGGCCUAAUAAAGGGAGGCACUAUAGGGGAGUGCGGCAGCGGCUGUGGGGGAAGUUCGCGGCCGAGAUACGCGACCCGACGAAGAACGGCGCGCGGGUGUGGCUCGGGACGUACGAGACGGCUGAGGAAGCCGCCGUGGCUUACGACAGGGCGGCUUACAGGAUGCGCGGCUCCAAGGCGCUGCUCAACUUCCCGCACCGGAUCGGGCUGGAUGAGCCCGAGCCGAUGCGGGUCACGGCGAAGAGGAGGUCGCCCGAGCCGGAGCUGAGCCACGGCUCGGCUAAGCGGGCGAAGAAAGAGGAGGGAGCCGCCGAGGUGGAAAUGGAGAGCCAAUCAAAAUUGUAUCAAAUUGAGUGCAAGUUGACGCCAUUGAUAGAUGGCGGACAAUUAGUGGUGGCCUGAUUAUAGGCUGUGCAUUUGUUUGGUUGUGUAAAUUAUACCAAUUUUUUUGGCCCCAUUUUUCCACUUGCCUAGUUGAAAAUUCGAACAAAUCAGGAUGAAAUAUCUCAAUUCUCAA